AUGUCUCGUUCCCAGAGGUCUACAAAAAUCAAUGGUUUGUCAAAAUCAGCUAUCAAGCAUGGUUUCAGGCGCACACAGCGUACUUCGGGCGUUCUUACUGCGGCAACUCAAAAGGCACGCAAGGAUGCUGUUGACGCUAGGCGUAUGUCUGAUCUUCGAGAAUUAUCCGUGGCGGACCGAGAGAAUGUGGACAGCAUGAUUGCGGACAAUGAUAUGAUUUCCUACGACGACAGCAUACCAUGGGUGCCGGCACCAGGUGAUGAGGGACUUGACCUCAGCCAUGAAGGUGGCGAAUACGAGGCUCUUCAAGGGCUAUCUCGUACAAUGGCAGACCUAUCAGGAUUGUCCCGCUACGUGGACCCUAGGACUCGACAUGAUCGCAUCGAGAUUCAAACCAGCCAUUGGGAUAUGCAAAUGGACCGGCUUGUUAACGCCUACCUAGACUACCGAUCUCGUGAUUCUGGCGAUGGCAUGCCCUCGUUAGCAUCUGUUGUAUCGAAUGAAGACCCUUCUCUCAACGCUGUCCCGGUACUCACAAACAUUGAGCUCAUCGACACUUUCUUUCGUCGCCAAGAUUCAUUCCGAGCAUCAUCGUCUCAUAGGUACCCCAAUGAAACAUUGAUUUACCAUGGUUUUCUUGGUUGCGCACCCCUAUAUCCCACUGUUGCUGUCAGUCUUCGUACCCUUGCAGCCUAUCGGCAGGCUCACCAGACUUGUCCGCGGUUCAGCCUUCAGGCGCAGUGCAAAAUGCUGUGCCACUUACAUGAUAUGCCGUAUCGACCGUAUCUCCGCGCUCAAUUUUCUGCUGUCUAUGAUGCGUUUCUCGAAAUUCUUCAUCGGGUUGAUGUAUUGCUAAAGCAGGCACUCAAGCACGACACCCCCAACUGGAGGCUGUUGAAUGCGUGCCCGCCGUGUACCUACAAACUGGAAGAUGAGCCAUCACUCCAAUUUGAAUGGUUUGCCACCAUUGACGGCAAUAACAGUCUUAAGCGCUGGGCGUCUCAUAACUCUGUGUCUCGUGAUGACUCUCGUCAGCCAAGAACAGACUACUGGAUUGGUCGCGAUGUAGUUGACAAAUUCAAGGAUGAAGUCAGGUCAAGAACAGCACUCGACAAGAAUGACGGUGUCGAUGACUGGGAAGAUAUACCCAACGACGGAGUCCCCGGCGAGAUACCUUUCCAUUGCACUGCACGUUGGCGGAACGCGGGACCUGAACAACAGAAGAAGAUGUUCUCGGUCUUUGAUGAAUCCGGCAUAUUUGUUGCUGCGUGCCAUCACCGAUUUGUCUUGCUGGCUUGCAAUAUGAUUCGCAGUGGCGAAUUAGCGAAAUAUCCGCUCGCGAUUUUAGAUCAUCUAAUGACUGUAUAUGGGGAAAAUGGCUCGUGCGCUUAUGACAUCGGUUGUGCGUUCUCGAAGACGUUGAGCACCAGUUCUUUGGGUCCGCGUGCGCGUGCACUCAAUCUACGCAUGAUGGUGGGUGCCUUCCACGGACAUGCACACAACCGCAAGUGCCAAUUAGACUGGCACCCCAUGUAUAUCAGUGGGACUGGCCACACCGAAGGUGAAGGAUGCGAACAUAUUUUCUCAGCAUCGAACGAGCUCGCACGGAGUACACGACACACUAGCCGUUUCCAUCGGCAUCAGUCUAUCGAGGAACAUUUUAGUUUCUGGGACGCGGAUAAAUAUGCUGCCCUGAGCAAUUUCCUAUACAAUCACUACCGAGAAGCAAUUCACGUCAUCCGAACCCUACAAGCCGAGCUUUCCGUCAUCAAACGCGAGUUGUAUAUCGACGAUGCUGAUUUCGCAAAGUUCCAUGACGAGGAAAAGUUGUACCUCGAAGGACUGAAACAACUGCCAAUCCAAGAUCGCCUUCGCAUUCGAUAUGUCGAAGUUCUUGAUGACCUUGACUCGUGCCGGAACGAAUGGAACACCGCUCGAUCAACUGCCAACAAUGCGCUUACCACCGUGAGAGUGGGUAAUUUUGAAGAGAUUAGUGCUGCCCUUACCACAGCUCGCAUCCGUGUUGACGCUGCUUACGGAAAGUUGCAAAAUGCAGAAGCCUUAGUGGCACAUAUGGAAAUUCAACUUCGUGUUGAGGAGCGCUGGGCUGUCGGGUGUCCCGAGUACAUGGAGUACAAAGAAGAAGCAACACUGGGCAAGUACCGCACGGCAUUGAACGAGCUCGAACGCCUUGUCGUUAUGAGGCUUUUCGAGCUCUCAAAGCUUUCUUUAUCAGGAACAGGGUAUAAAUUACGCCAGCAAAUUGGGAAGGCGCUGCAGCGCCGUUCGGAGGCAAUUCGAAAUGCAAUCAACCGAUACAAUACCCAAGCUGUUGCACUUAACCCCCCUCGGCCGAAGUUGUCCUGGAAAGACAUCGCAGAGUACAGCUUCCUAGGGGAAUUUGAUUUGUUGCGUCAUUCCCGCACAGAUGUCAGGGAACAGGACUGGACAAAACCCGCUCACCGUGAAGCCACAACAAAAUAUUUCAAACUGUUGCGUGCUCAGGAAGAGGUAUCUCGUCUCAACGUCGAAAUCCGUCGAUUGCGUACGUUCAUCCACGAUGAGGAAACAGAGAUGAAGAAAGUCAUCGAAGGCCUUCAGUCAUCUCAUCUCCUCGCGUCUGAGCUACAACGACAAUGGCAAAGUUGUUCAGCCAUCAAUGCAUUCCACAUUUUCCGUCUCAAUCAGAUUGAAGCCCUGCCAGGAUUCUCGGGUGCGCGUGGCGUCGGAGUACAUUCAUGCAUAGAUUCGGAUGUGGAUGACGUCAUUGCUUCUGAGUAUGCAGAUGCGGACAUUAUACAGCAGGAGGAGCAUGCAGACGAGAUGGAGAGUAUGGCCAGGUAUCUUGAUUCCAUGGCGGACUGA
Messenger RNA from Suillus clintonianus, 2865 nucleotides. RefSeq lists its product as uncharacterized. The record is from RefSeq and is a predicted model, not a curated record. The transcript has 10 exons. Bases 1 to 2865 code for a protein of 954 amino acids. Lineage: Eukaryota; Fungi; Basidiomycota; Agaricomycetes; Boletales; Suillaceae.